This is a messenger RNA of Plenodomus lingam JN3, 348 nucleotides long. The record is from RefSeq and is a predicted model, not a curated record. NCBI's taxonomy places the organism in Eukaryota, Fungi, Ascomycota, Dothideomycetes, Pleosporales, Leptosphaeriaceae.
AUGGAGUGUCUGGUUGUUGCCAGGUACUCCCUCUCGACUACAGACCCUCUUCCUCUUGUUUGCUUGUUCCUGACGAUUAUCGUGGCGUUUCACAUGCACAUCAAAAAGUUAUGUGGUCAGGGGUUGAUACAUGGGUGGCGGCUCCUGCAAAAUGUUAUCCCAUUAGGGUGGCGUUACUGCAUCUGGCCGGCUGGCAGCCCUGGUAGUGCAGAAUCGUGCAUAACAUCUCCCAACUGCAUCGUCUGUCAAUCGCUGUUGGCGGCGCAUACGGGCUCACGAAUAGGAGAAGUAACCCUUGUAGAGGCGCGGCGAGCGCAUGGUCCUUCUGUGUGUACUGGGUGCGUAUAG